This is a messenger RNA of Drosophila sechellia, 404 nucleotides long. RefSeq names its product Defensin (gene Def). The record is from RefSeq and is a predicted model, not a curated record. Bases 25 to 303 code for a protein of 92 amino acids. NCBI's taxonomy places the organism in Eukaryota, Metazoa, Arthropoda, Insecta, Diptera, Drosophilidae. The transcript has a single exon. Gene Ontology annotation, biological process: defense response to bacterium; humoral immune response.
GUAUCUCUCCAGCUGUAUUCCAACAUGAAGUUCUUCGUUCUCGUGGCUAUCGCUUUUGCUCUGCUCGCUUGCAUGGCGCAGGCUCAGCCCGUUUCCGAUGUGGAUCCGAUUCCGGAGGAUCAUGCCCUGGUGCAUGAGGAUGCCCACCAGGAGGUGGUGCAGCACAGCCGCCAAAAGCGAGCCACCUGCGACCUACUCUCCAAGUGGAACUGGAACCACACCGCCUGCGCCGGCCACUGUAUUGCCAAGGGGUUCAAAGGCGGCUACUGCAACGACAAGGCCGUUUGCGUUUGCCGCAAUUGAUUUAGUUUCGCUCUGUGUCACAAAUGAAACAAAACGUUGCAAAACUCUAUAUAUAAUUGGAUCAUUUUAAUCAAUAAAUAUUACAGAAAUCCCUAGCAUAA